GCAUGUGACACUGCAGAGGGGCAGGGACUCCCGGAUGGUUUCACAAUAGUGCUCCACAUUCCCCCGCGCAGAUCCUCCUCCCGACCAGGUCAAACCCCUCCGCACAGACUCGCAGCACUUUGGUUGAAACGAGAGCGGGUUUUUUUUCUUCUUCUUCAAAAUGGCUGAAGUUUCUGUCCGGGCCGAGAGCAAAAGCGAGGGCAUUGUGAUUCACGACGACUGGCCAGGUUACAGCCUGGACCUCUUCAGCUACCCAGCGCACUACUACGGAGACUUGGACUGCGUCAUCAUUCCGCAUGGCGUCAUCAUGGAUAGGACGGAGCGCCUGGCUCGGAACAUCAUGGAUGACCUGGGCGACCAUGACAUUGUGGUUCUGUGCGUGCUGAAAGGAGGUUACCAGUUCUGCGCCGACCUGGUGGACAGGAUCAAAGCUCUCAGCUGCAACUCCGACCACACAAUUCCCAUGAGAGUUCACUUCAUCCGCCUGAAGAGUUACCUGAAUGACCAGUCAACUGAAGAUCUUCACAUUCUCGGAGCAGAAGAUCUGUCUUUUUUAUCUGGGAAGAACGUCUUGAUUGUGGAGGGCAUUGUGGGCACCGGAAAGACGAUGAAGACCCUCCUGAAGCACGUGGAGUCUUUCAGGCCCAAAAUGAUCAAAAUAGCUGGGUUACUGGUAAAGAGAGUGCAGCUCAGCCCAACCUGUGUUCCUGACUAUGUCGGCUUUGAGAUACCCAAUCGUUUUGUGGUUGGCUAUGCCUUGGACUAUAAUGAGUAUUUCAGAGACCUCAAUCACAUAUGUGUGAUCAGCGAAAGUGGAAAGAAGAAAUAUAAAAUCUAAAGAGAGGCCUGUAACCGAGACAACUGCAGCUAAUUUGUCAGCUAACAAUUGUUAACUUGCAACUCCAAAGGUUGCUUCGGAGUUCAAAUAUAGCUCCAAUAAUAUCUUUCCUGCAAAAAUACAUUUUAGUGACUAACCUUAUGGUAUCCAUGAGCAAACUUUGUUGUCUUAAAGUAACUUUAUUCCCCUCGUGUUAAUAGAACUGUUACACACUGUAUGUUUACUACUAAAAUGAGUCUUUUUUUGUGUGAAUCUAAAACUGAUUUAUAUCUAAUGUGACGGGCCAAAUUAUUGUGAUUACAACAAGGACAAAGCUUUUCAUGUGAAAAGAAUGUUCUUAACCAGAGAAUGUUACACGUUCUUGGUGGUAGGUAGCGGCUGUCAUUUGUAAUUCUCAGGGGAAAAUAUUGUAGAAGUGUCAACACUUGUUCUAACUACCUCUUCCUCCCCUGUAUUUCAUUUAGCGUAAUAUCUGUCUGUAGUGUUGUAAUAAAAUAUUUUUUAACCUUUCA
Oryzias latipes (Japanese medaka) is the source of this 1350-nucleotide messenger RNA. RefSeq names its product phosphoribosyl transferase domain containing 1b (gene prtfdc1b). Gene Ontology annotation, cellular component: cytosol. Gene Ontology annotation, molecular function: hypoxanthine phosphoribosyltransferase activity; magnesium ion binding. The record is from RefSeq and is a predicted model, not a curated record. NCBI's taxonomy places the organism in Eukaryota, Metazoa, Chordata, Actinopteri, Beloniformes, Adrianichthyidae. Gene Ontology annotation, biological process: GMP salvage; hypoxanthine metabolic process; IMP salvage.